AAAAAAAAAAAAUAACGUAUUAAUAACAAGUUAAACAGUUAUAAAUCAUUUAUCAUCAACAAUAAACAGUUUUACACUAAAUAGCCCGUUAGUGAAUACAUGUAAUAAAUAAAGUAGAUCCGUUUCUAGUUUUCACAAGUGAAACAAUCCGAAACCGAAAUUUAUAUAUUGAAGAUAUAAAAUAAAAACAAUUAAAGAACUUCUCCUCUUAAGAUGAUGAUGAUGGAUACCAAAACCAUAGUGACAAACCUUCUCCUCUUAAUCCUGCUGCAAAUCUCCAACUUCCCCACAAUUGUCUUAUCUAUGGAGGCGAGAUAUAGGAAAGAUUAUAAAUCAGAGUAUAAAGUAAAUCCAGACACCGUCACACAUAUCGUUGUCUCCAAUGAAUUGUACGGUCUAAAGAAAGGAAACGCUGGCUUUGUAUGCUCUCAUGGUCCCAAGAAGUGGCGGCAGAGCAAGCCAGGAGACCGGUACAUUUUGCUGAAGUUCAAGCACAACGUUCACGUCACCGUGGUCUCCUACGCCGGGAGGUCACAUUUCGUCACAACGGAGCUGAAAAUACGAAAUGGAAUGCAAGGCUUGAAACGUCCAGAGAUCGUUUACCACUGUCAAGCUAUUAAUAGUGGCCUCGAUUAUGGAUGGCGACGAGCCCUAAGGCCACCAUUCGGCCAUUCCUUCCAUGUACUCUUGGAAGGCGGCCAAAAACUGGAGGAGGAGAUUCACCGCUGCCAUUUCCGGUCAGUGCUUGGUACAGUAGAUGUCGAUAUCCGUAUGACCGCGAUUGAUGCUGAGAUUUGUAAUUUUAGAAAGGCAUGUGCGGUUCAUGAGGUUACACCGGAAGGGAUAAUGUUUGAUGGUAAAGAAUGGAAUUUUGAGGAGCGGUAUCCAAGGCUGAUACCAAAGAAAUACCUCGAAGCUAAGUGGAAGCCUUGGCCACGACGCACCAGUCGUAGCAGUGGGGGCCAGGCCAGCGGACGUCGAUCCUCAGGAGACGUGGGUUUCACGCUAAUGAUGAAGAACGAAAUGUUUGGCUUGAAACGUCCAUCGGUUCUCUACCGGUGCAAGGCUUAUGACAAAUCCCUUCGGUGGCACGUAUCGAUUCCCACGGCAGAAUUUACAUGGGAUUUCGAAGUCCCACCAUUUGGAACAGGCGUGGUCAUCCACCGUUGUGAAUUCAAGUCAAGCCAAGGGACAGCGGACGUCGAAAUUAAGACAUUGUCGAUGACAUCUACGUUGUGCGGAGGGCAUUUGUGUAAAUAUGUCAUUAGGCCGAAUGGUGUAUACUUCGUUGGUUUUGAGACCUAUUAUCCGCACAAUAUUUUCUUAAGAUUUCUUGAGUUCGUGAGGCCUGUUGACAAGCUUGUCGAGCCAUGGAAGGCGUGGUCUCCACGACAGCUAAAGGCUUUGCGGGAACGCACUAACAACCGCACCAGGUUACACGAAGACAACAACCGCACCAGGUUACACGGUGACAAAGAUGCUGAUGAGGACGAGAAAGACGAUGAUUAG
Molecule: messenger RNA, 1509 nt
Organism: Arabidopsis thaliana (thale cress)
Lineage: Eukaryota; Viridiplantae; Streptophyta; Magnoliopsida; Brassicales; Brassicaceae
Product: Plant self-incompatibility protein S1 family
Exons: 3
Coding region: 214-1509 (431 amino acids)
Cellular component (GO): extracellular region
Source: RefSeq, marked reviewed